AUGUGUUACCUCGAAAGUCGUCAGAUUGUUCAUCGAGAUUUGGCUGCACGUAAUGUCCUGUUAGAUGAAGAUUACGUUGCGAAAGUGAGCGACUUUGGUCUAGCCAAAAAAGCUCAUUCUGCAACUAACGAUAACUCGUCCGGGAAAUUUCCGAUCAAAUGGACUGCUCCGGAGGCUUUGCGGCAUAGCAAUUUCUCAACGAAGAGUGAUAUGUGGUCAUUUGGAGUGUUGCUGUGGGAAAUAUUCUCGUUCGGCCGUGUCCCCUAUCCGCGCAUUGGUGUCGAUGGUCGUUCGGUAUGUGUCGUCCAUGUGCAUGUUUUACGUGUUUGCUCUUUUCUAACAGUGUCGUGUUGUGGUUAA
Molecule: messenger RNA, 360 nt
Organism: Cooperia oncophora
Lineage: Eukaryota; Metazoa; Nematoda; Chromadorea; Rhabditida; Trichostrongylidae
Source: the annotation of a GenBank genome assembly